GCUAUAUUUCGUCCCAGGGGAGGAUUCGGAUGCUGCGGGCAAACCGGCGUGUCGUGGCGGGUUUUUACGCUUUGGGGAAAAUCUGAUGAAUGGGAAAUCGUUACUCUUUAAAUGGUUUUAAAGAGGGAUAGCAGUCGAGUCGACGGGAGGGGGCGGGGGGCUUGUCUCGGUUGCAUUUUCCCGCCUGGAGGAGAAAGUGCAGUCUCUCUAGGUGUCCAUACUGCAAAGAUAUUGAAGGCGAAAAAUGUCCGGGCACCGCCGUUGGCUGUGGAACUGAAGAAAAUCAGCUUGCUGCACCAAGAUUGGUGGGGCUCUCUUGAAUUCUGAUUGGAAGCCAAUAUGCUGGCCGCGAGGAAUUCAGUGUGGGGUGACCCACAGCAGCUACAGGGACACUGAUGUUCAUGGAACAUGUUGGAUUACCCACCUGGGAAAUAGCAGUGGAUAAAUGCCUGCAUACUCAAAUAUGGGAAGUGCCAGAUGAUUCCUGCUAACAUGCCUCACCUUGGUUAUGAAAAGAAUAGUAUUACCAGUCAACAAGUUAGGGUCAAUUUGAUCUCUGAAACAUGUGUAGUCAGUGAACUUCGAGGACUUUUGUGUAUCCAUUUAUUUUGGUUCUGUCAACCUUAAGGCAGUACUUAAAAUAGCUCACAGAGUAAAUUUCUUUUCCUGCACUUCCAAUUACAGCUUUGAAGCCUCUAAUUAAUACCCUCAGCUUUAGUAAAUUAAUUUAGUCCAAUCAAAAACAGAAAUUUAGUGUAGCAUUAAAGGAAAUAGCUAAUGCAGCUAAAAACCUCCCUCAGCUAAUGCACUUAAGCUGUAGGAUGAAAUAAACGCAAUUAUGUCCACUCAAAAUCUUGCUGUUGCCUUCAUUUCUAUCAGUGGAGUUAAAAUAUUUUUACUAUUUGAAUAUUUCUCAAGUAAAUUAUAAGUAAGCUUUCACCACAGUGCACUGCACUCAGUAAGUGCUCAGUAAAUACCAUUGAUUGGUGUAAGAAUGGUUGACAUCAAAGAAUUCUAGUUUGCUUAUGAUUGGUGGACUUUCUCUAGACUUGCUAUUUGCCAUGUCAGAAGAUUCCAUGUUGGAAGAGGCAAUUUGGGAAUAUAAAUCAAAAAGGAAACUAAAAAGUUAUUCUGAAAAUUAUUCAGAUGAUACUUCUAAAUCUGUUCCAAAGGCAACAGGUGGGAAAUACAAAACAAGACAAAAUCGAAAGAAAAAUAAAAAAGGGACCAUUGAAAAUAAUGAAGGCUCUAAGGGCAAGGAGCAGGAACAGGGAGAAUGUGGGUCUCAGACAAGCGUAGUCUCGGAUGGAGAUUUAAAUUACCAGGACGAUAUUCAGCUGUCCCAGGAUAAGGCAAGCACGCCAGAAAAGCAAAGCAGAAGUCAUAACAAAAAACAAAUCACGCCAAAGAAACGGCCCAUUUACGAUGGCUACUGCCCGAACUGUCAGAUGCCCUUUUCUUUAUUGCUAAUUCAGACGCCUCGGUGGCAUAUUUCUGAAUGCUUGGAUGUUCCAGUAUCUUAUGAGAAAGAGUGUCCUGAUGGUCUGCUGUGUACUUCUACAAUUCCGUCUCACUACAAGCGAUAUUCACACUUCCUGCUUGCUCAGAGGAGAGCAGAGGAUGGUCAUUCGGGCUCUCCGGCAAACAGCCCGGAGCUAUCAAAUCACCUCUGUAACCUUGAGAAAGAAGGGUCAUCAAGACAGAAACAAAUUGAGGAGGAAAGAAAAGUUCCAAACGAUCCUUCAUUGAUAACAUCGGGUCCAAGAAAAGCACACUUUCCACCCGAAAGCAAUAAAAAGACUUCCUUUUCCACAAACACUCCAGCAUCUCAAAAGACUCUGCAAUUCCCUGAACCAAUUGGUAAUGACAGUUUUGAGUGUUCUGGUUUACCUCGGGCUAGUGGAAACUCAGACAAUCAGAACAACCCCAAACCGUUCAAUCUGCGGCUGCCAGAAACUGACGUUAGUGACUAUGAAAUCUCAUAUUCCCCACUUAAAAGUGAUGAAGACACUUAUGAUACAGAUGGAGAUCUGGAAAAUUCACAAAGCAAACUGUCCUUAACUGGCAACUCAGAAUACAGCAACACAAAUUAUAAUGAUGAGAAUGAGCACAGUGUAGGAUUUAUAGAACCCUAUACUCAAAGUGCUUUGUCUCUAUCUACUUCCCAAAGUAGUGAGAGUACCAAGUUUAGUGAUUUAUCAUGUGCUACUAAUUUUUUAAAAUUCCCUUCAGGUGCAUCACCUAGGGAGCUGAAUCUUUCUAGUAAUUAUACUAAAGCACCUGAAGAAGACCAUGAUGGGCCUAAAUUGUUUGUCUCUCAGUCAAAAAUGGGUGAUGAGCCCACUAAAGAUUCAGCUGUGGGCAAUUGUCCUUCUCCAAACAUAGCUCGCAGAGCCAGGUCAAAAUCCUUGAAGUACAGGAAAGAAAGCUCUCUCCCUCUUAAGUCAACUGAAAGGGAAGUUUUGGAGCUGUCAAGUAGUCACCUAAGUGACAAAAGCAAUAGUGUAAAUGAGAUUAAGGGAACAAUGGACAUUAGCCAGCCAUCUCAGUCAGCUAUAGAAUGCUUUUCUAGUUCACAAAAGUGUGAUGUGAAAUCCCCUCCCUCCAAAACGCUGAAGCAAAUGGACAUAGGUGUAUUUUUUGGGUUACCACCCAAAGUAAAAGAAGAGAAAGUACGAAAAGGUACUUCAAAAGGUAUGAAGAACGUAAGUCCAAUCAUAAGUCCUAAAGAACAGCAUUCCAGGAAGAGGAAGAGGAAAGCAGAUUCUCUGAGUGACACAGAACCUUUGACUGUCAAAACUGAAGAGAGAUCACAAAGGCAGAGGAAGAGACUUAGAGAAUCAGAUGCUUUGGAGGAAGAAGUUCAAAAGACAAAAGCCAUUAUGUCUGUGAAAGAUUUAAAAUCUUUCAGUGGCAAUUUAACUAAAGUGUCUACAGAACCAGCCAGAGCUGGGUCACGAAGGUGGAGAAAGAGAUUCAAAGAGUCAACCUAUACAGAGGAAGGCCCCCCAAAAAAGAUAUGUCCCUUUUACAAGAAAAUACCAGGAACUGGCUUUACAGUGGAUGCCUUUCAGUAUGGAGCAAUAGAUGAUUGCACAGCGUAUUUCCUCACACAUUUUCAUUCUGAUCAUUAUGGUGGCCUGUCAAAAAAAUUCACAUAUCCAAUCUAUUGCAAUAAGAUAACUGGAAAUUUGGUAAAGAGCAAACUUAAAGUGCAAGAACAGUACAUCCAUAUAUUGCCAAUGGAUACAGUGUGCAUAGUGAAUGGGAUCAAAGUUGUGUUGCUUGAUGCCAAUCAUUGCCCAGGUGCUGUCAUGUUGCUUUUUUAUCUUCCUAACGGGAAUGUUAUACUACAUACUGGAGAUUUCAGAGCAGACCCUUCCAUGAAGCGCUAUCCUAAACUGAUUGGUCAGAAAAUUCACAUGCUGUACCUGGAUACAACAUACUGCAGCCCUGAAUACAGUUUUCCAUCUCAGCAGGAGGUUAUCCAAUUUGCUGCCAACACUGCAUUUGAAUCUAUAAAUUUAAAUCCACAUACUCUUGUUAUCUGUGGCACUUAUUCUAUUGGAAAAGAAAAAGUCUUCAUAGCAAUUGCUGAAGUUUUGGGUUCUAAAGUAAGUAUGUCACAAGAAAAAUACAAGACCUUGCGGUGCUUAGAACUGGAAGAAGUUAAUUCCCUCAUCACUACAGACUGGAGCAGCACAAAAGUUCAUCUUCUCCCUAUGAUGCAGAUUACUUUUAAGGGAUUACAAAGCCACUUGAGCAAAUUUGGUGGGAAAUAUAAUCAAGUUUUAGCAUUCAAACCUACCGGGUGGACAUAUUCAGAGAAAUCUAGUUCUAUAUCCGAUAUUAAGCCUGAAACGAGAGGAAACAUCACAAUAUAUGGAAUUCCUUAUAGUGAACACAGCAGUUACCUAGAAAUGAAACACUUUGUCCAGUGGCUAAAACCACAGAAAAUUAUACCUACAGUAAAUAUUGGUUGCUGGAAAACCAGGAAUGCCAUGGAGAAACAUUUUAUUGACUGGAAGUUAGAGGCUAAACAUUGAUAGAAUGAAGAUGAUGUUCUUAAAAAUCAUAGAGGUAGUUGAGCAGUCCCUGAGGGUCUCUUCCCCCACAUCACCCCUUCAGUGCCUUUCUUUUCUAUAGCAUUUGUCUGGACACUUUUAUAUGACAAAUCAAUAAUUUAUGAUAAAUCUUUCCCAUAUUGUACUUUUCUUUGGUGACUACAGAAUUCUUGGUGUCCUUAGUACCCAUUACCAACCUAGUGUUUCAUCUUCGGAGAACAAAAAGGAUGCGCCUUUAGUCUCUUGCAUCAUUCCGGCUGGGCUUCACCAUGCUCAGGGUCCUCUCAGAGUUAAUUGCUUGUCAUUCUACCUCUCUUUAAAACUUUUUUUUUUUAAGGAUCUGUCCCUCAUCUGAAUUUUGGUUUCCAGCCUAGAGAGAUGUAGUAUAAGGAAUUCCAGUAUUCCUAUUUGCCAGAAAGCCCCACAUCAUCAGCCAGAUGGCAGAGUGGACCCAUUGAGUCUGCGGGACUGUACUCACCUAUGCAACAUGUCACUUGUAUAUUUUUUUUAAAACAAAUUCUGCUGUUAUGCCAGGCCUUUAAAAAUAGUAUAAUAAAUGAAAAGAGUUGUAAGAGUA
Molecule: messenger RNA, 4641 nt
Organism: Ornithorhynchus anatinus (platypus)
Lineage: Eukaryota; Metazoa; Chordata; Mammalia; Monotremata; Ornithorhynchidae
Gene: DCLRE1A
Product: DNA cross-link repair 1A
Exons: 11
Coding region: 1026-4046 (1006 amino acids)
Biological process (GO): protection from non-homologous end joining at telomere; interstrand cross-link repair; double-strand break repair via nonhomologous end joining
Molecular function (GO): 5'-3' DNA exonuclease activity; damaged DNA binding
Source: RefSeq, a predicted model, not a curated record